AUGCUCACGAACAAGUUUCUCAAGUUGCAGUCUGUCUACUUUCGACUCUUGGGAUUCAAUAUAUUUGCAUGCCACUGCGACAGCUGGAUAUUGCCUCGCAGGACAAUUGGCAGCAUAAUGUCUGUGCUUACAUUUCUGCCACUUACUGUGGCAUUUUGUCUGCAGAAUAUGCAGAAUGUGGAUCAACUAACCGACGGUCUGUGCUCAAUGCUGAUUGAUCUGCUGGCGCUGUGUAAAUUCGGUUUGAUCAUUUGGCUGCACAAGGAUUUGGUGCAGCUGAUCGAAAGGAUACGCCAACUGUUGCACAGAGAGAGUCGCAUAGCGAAUUAUGCUCGCAUCAUCGAGGAGGUCAACAAACGGGAACAGUUCAUUAGCGGACUCUAUAGGAACUGCUUUCAACUGGCUGCCGCAUCGGCCUGCAUGUUGCCCCUGCUGCGCAUGUUGUGGAGCACGUUCAUACGGUCUGCAUCAGCUAUUGGGGAAGUGCAGCCGGAGUUGCCGUUUCCCAGCGUUUAUCCGUGGGACAAUCGUUGGGUACUCAACUAUUUGGUCGCCUAUGUGUGGAAUGUGGCUGCCGCAUUUGGUGUCCUGCUGCCAACGGUUUGCGUGGACACGCUCUUCUGUUCGCUGACUCACAAUCUAUGCGCAUUGUUUCGAAUUGCCCAAUAUAAAAUGCUGCAUUUUGUUGGCGAAACUCUCGAUGACACCCUCUCGAAUGUGGCCAAUAUCUUGCCACUCUACCAGGCCACUCUCGACAUGUGCAACACAUUGAAUCGAUGUUUUCGCCCGCUGAUCAGCGUGCAAUUCCUUGUCGCCUCGCUGCAUUUAUGCGUGCUCUGCUAUCAGGUGUCCGCCAAUCUCAGGAGACCCGAUGUCCUCUUCUUUGCCGCCUUCACGGGCUCGAUUCUGUCGCAAAUCUAUCUCUACUGCUAUUGCGGGGAGUGUGUGAAAACCGAGAAUGCGCAAUUCGCCACAGCGAUCUAUGACAGCGACUGGCACAAAACCGGAUGCAGUUGGUCCGCCAUUGGGCGGCCAUUGCUGCUCUCGAUGAUGCGUGCUCAACGCGAUUGCCGCAUCGAUGGCUACUUUUUUGUUGCAAAUAUGCAAACAUUUCUAGCGAUUGUGAAAACUUCCAUGUCUUAUGUAACGCUACUUCAAUCGCUCUCAUAAAUUGGUAUUGAUUUUAUUUUAAUCUUUGCUAAUGA
This is a messenger RNA of Drosophila nasuta, 1205 nucleotides long. It is a transcript of the gene Or98b, whose product is annotated as Odorant receptor 98b. The record is from RefSeq and is a predicted model, not a curated record. Gene Ontology annotation, biological process: detection of chemical stimulus involved in sensory perception of smell; sensory perception of smell. NCBI's taxonomy places the organism in Eukaryota, Metazoa, Arthropoda, Insecta, Diptera, Drosophilidae. The transcript has 4 exons. The coding region runs from base 1 to 1170 and encodes 389 amino acids. Gene Ontology annotation, cellular component: plasma membrane. Gene Ontology annotation, molecular function: odorant binding; olfactory receptor activity.